GUGUUGUCCGCCAUAAAACCCACAGAAGAAGAAGACACUUUCCCCUCAUCGGAUCAUUGUUUACAUCAAACGGAGAGUUACAGAGGAAGUAUCUUUAAUAAGGUUGGAUGAAAUGGAUUGUAAUCUUAUUGCUACAUCUGGGAAGUUGUAAGAAGAAUGGAAAAGUGAAUUGAAAACAUUAUACAGUUCUAUCUCUGCAGUCAUCUACCUAUGAUACCCGUAGCAUUGGUUUGGUAUCGGUAACUACCGGUACAAUCAGCGGCCACUUGUCUGCAUUUUCAAUAGUAUUUUUACAAUCGUAGCUAUUUUAAUGCAUACUAUCGCUUAUAUUCGUGCUUUGUUGUAUGUUGUAAGACGUCUGUGAAGUUGUGAAAUAGUGUUUACGUGAUGCAGGCUACAGUUCAGUAACUUUAGCAUGUUACUGUACAGUAGUUUAUUUUCGGUUCCAGUGUAUAACAGUUUUAUUCAACAUGUAUCAGUCAUGGAUUAGUUUAUACAUGUAUAAUGUUAUCUAGUUUAAUGGCGUAGAAGUCGUGAUUUUUCUGUUACGUACGUCUCUUGGAGGAGGGAACGCAACACCCUGCUACAACUCAACUCCCCGUGGAGUGAAAAAGGUAUGUGAUCGUAGGUGCGGGGAAGGACGGCAUCGAAAAAUACCGUUUACAGGGAAUCUAAUUCUUCCUUAAACACGUUAAGUUGGGUUAACUGGGCUGGGCCGAACCAAAGCAAAGAAAGUAAAAGUCCCCUCUCCUACCUUACCUGCCUUCCCACAGCUUACCUAACCUUUAGCACCUACUGGCGGCUAACCAAAAUACAGGAGGUGAUCCGCCCAGGUCUUACCUAGUGUGCAUAGACGGAUUCAAUACUACGGGUUAUGUAUGCCCGCAGGCCUCUUGCCUAAACACUCCCAAGGUGCCUUGCCCUUCCCCUCUGGGAACAAAUGAAACAGAAUAAUUCAAACUUAGUGAACAAUUUCAAUAACCCCAAAACACUCAGUCCUAUGGCAUACACAUACCUCUGCAGGAGAGGCUACACAAUACUUUCAACAACUUUUACAGACCAACAGCCAACACAGGACGCCAUUUCCUGAAAUACACACAAACCCACAACAACACAGAAACUGUGGAAUGUAACAUUUGCCUUGCAUUUCAAUCUACACAUGAAUAUGGUUCUGCAAUGUAUUGCAAUGUUAGGUAGGCUAUUCAAUUCCCUUGGCAUUCUGCAAGCAUGAAUACUUUACAAUAAUGGAAGAUAUGCAUUGUGUUAAUCUUACUAUUUGUCCAUGUAUUGAAUGAUACACAGCUUUCCAUAAAUGCAGUGUGGACUUUUUACAGAUGAAACCCCUUCCAUUAUGACACUCCCUUCCUGUAUCUGUCAUAAAGGCCUGUGCAUUCUUUGUCCUUUAGUUACACAACUAAAUCUAGUAUCUGUCACUUACCUUUCAUGCUGUAGAUCUGCUGUCAUGGUGCUGAGAAUGCUUAGUACUGUAUCUGUCACUUAUGUAUUCUCUGUAUGUAUUAGGUAUGAACCCUUGGACAUACAGGUACCUCCAGCGUUCCCUCCUGCCUCACGUUCGGCCCCUGUCCCUGGUGAUCUACCCCAGACCCUCUUGUAUCCAUCCCAGUCUUCUGAACUUGCCCCAGUGGGGUGAAGACCAGAAGAGGGUGAUGUCCUUCCUGCCUCUCUCUCUCUCUCUCUCCCUUAAAUGCAGCUGGUGAUUCCAGAGAGCCGGCGGGCAUCUCUCAACAAGAAGCAGCAGUGGAUUGACCGGAUGCUGUUUACCAGGAGCCUCCUACAGAGCUCACAGUCCAUCACUGUCCUUUCCCUGGUGGGGUGAAGACCAGAAGAGGGUGAUGUCCUUCCUGCCUCAGAAUGUGCUGGGUGAAGAAGUUCAGUGAUGUUCCACAGUGCAAGAGUUUCUUCCUGAAGGGGACAACUCCAAAUCUCCCAGGUAUUUUGGUUGAUGGGAAAGUCCAGGACCAGAACCGCUACAAGCCGAUCUGCCAGUUGUUUAAAUACAAGAAGAAAACGGAAGUUAACAACAUCUACAGGUUUGCAACUCUCUACGAUACGACCAACAGGAUCCCUGUGUUCUCAGCCUACACCUUCACUGGUCCUCCUACAGACCGCAGACCAAAUCAACGUUGGAUGAUCGAGCCCCAGCUUGAAGAUAAACAUUACACACGUGACAUGAUGGUGGCAGGUAGACGUCUAAGAGUCGAGCACCAGGCUACGAACGCAGACUACAAGGAAAGAGGCUUCAACCGAGGCAGAUGGAGUAAAAUUGAGUGCAAAGUCAGAGAAUAUCUUGUGAAGAACUGUAAGGAAGCUGAAGACCAGAUUAAAGCCUAUGUGGUGACUGGAGCAGUGCCCAGCAACAACAAACUGAACAAACGAGUGAACAUCCCGGAUCUUCUGUGGACAGCCUACUGCUGUAAAAACAAACUGGGAGAGUGGGUGGCCGGAGCAUACUGGGGGAAGAACGUAAAGGGGGAAACAGUGAAUUCAAAUACCUUGGGAGUUCUCGAAAAAGAAUUGACGAGUUUCUACAAGGACUUCAAGGUAUUCCCAUAUUAUUGCCCAAGAAAAGCUAUUCAAAGUGUAGAACAGGAUGAGACAGGGAGGAACAGAGAGAGAGUAUUAGAGGGUGGGGCGGGGCAAAAGAGGAGCGGGAAAGGGAGCAGAGAGAGGAGCAUGAAGAUGGCGAGAAGAACAGGGGAUGAGUUAAAGGAAUGUGAUGAGGAGGAUGGAUGUGAUUGUGACUGUGAUGAAAAAUGAUGAGUUUUGUCCAGUGGUAAUUCCCACAACUAUUGAGUACACAUCCCCUAAGUUAUAAGGGUUAUAAGUGUUAAGUAAUAAUGGUUAUAAGGGGUAAGUAAUAAGUGUUAUAAGCCAUGGUUAAAAUGGUUAUAAUAAGGGUUAAAAUGGUUAUAAUAAGGGUUAUAAUGGUUAUAAUAAGGGUUAUAAUGGUUAUAAUUAAACAAGUUUAAGGGUUAUAAACAUUAAAGACAAGCUCUGUUACUUUGGCGACUAAGAAAGUAUAUUUUAAACCUCCCACUUUGUGCUUGAUGUAUCAAUGUGUCGUUCAUACAAAUAGAAUCUAUGAGCAGAAUUACUGUUUCCCUACAUUUCACCCCCCCCUAGCAAAUUGAGUCUUAGCCAAUGAGCAUCAGCCCCUCACAUGUGAGUGAAAACUAGUUGUGGUGGCAGAAUUUGUGUUGAACUGUUGUAACUUCUCAAGGAACAUGUUCUGUGUUGGACUGUGAUGUCAUGCCUUUCAUAGAGUCCUGGUGUGUCUGUACCUUAAACACAAGGCCAUUGUGUUCUGGAACUGUUGCUGGUAUAAAUAACUGUAACAAUCUGAUGGUAUUAUCACCUCCCACUAUAUAAGGGACAUGGAACCAUUUACUCAGGGGGUUCUUCCCUGUGAAAUCACAAUCAUCUCCUCUGCAGCUGCUUGAUUAAAGAUCUUUCUAUUCAAUUAAAAA
Messenger RNA from Salvelinus fontinalis (brook trout), 3488 nucleotides. RefSeq names its product endonuclease domain-containing 1 protein-like. The transcript is spliced from 4 exons. Bases 1873 to 2778 code for a protein of 301 amino acids. The record is from RefSeq and is a predicted model, not a curated record. Gene Ontology annotation, molecular function: metal ion binding; nucleic acid binding; hydrolase activity. Lineage: Eukaryota; Metazoa; Chordata; Actinopteri; Salmoniformes; Salmonidae.